ACACUGCGAGGUGCGGGCGGGGUAGUGAUUUCAAACCCUGUUGCUGAGGAGGCUCCCGGCUGCCCGUGCCCGACCCAGCCGGGCCUAGGUACUAUUGUAAUUAUAACAAGAAUCUGAGGCACAAUGGGAGACGAUAGCGAAUGGAUGAAACUGCCCAUUGACCAGAAGUGUGAACACAAGCUGUGGAAAGCCAGACUGAAUGGCUACGAAGAAGCUCUGAAACUCUUCCAGAAAAUAGAUGAUGAGAAAAGCCCUGAGUGGUCCAAGUACCUGGGUCUGAUAAAAAAAUUUGUGACAGACUCCAAUGCAGUGGCUCAACUGAAAGGAUUAGAAGCAGCACUUGCCUAUGUUGAAAAUGCUCAUGUAGCAGGAAAGACAACGGGUGAAGUGGUUUCUGGAGUUGUAAAUAAAGUGUUCAAUCAGCCAAAAGCCAGAGCAAAGGAGUUGGGCAUAGACAUAUGUCUAAUGUAUAUAGAAAUUGAGAAAGGGGAACCAGUACAAGAAGAAUUGCUCAAAGGUCUGGACAACAAAAACCCUAAGAUCAUAGUAGCAUGUAUAGAGACACUGAGGAAAGCGCUAAGUGAAUUUGGAUCAAAAAUAAUCUCACUAAAGCCAAUAAUAAAAGUAUUGCCAAAACUUUUUGAGUCUCGAGAGAAGGCUGUUCGAGAUGAAGCCAAACUCCUUGCUGUGGAGAUCUAUCGUUGGAUAAGGGAUGCUCUGAGACCCCCGCUACAGAACAUAAACUCUGUCCAGCUAAAAGAGCUAGAGGAAGAAUGGGUCAAAGUACAACCAGCAGCUCCCAAACAGACUCGAUUUUUACGUUCUCAGCAAGAGCUGAAAGCAAAGUUCGAGCAGCAGCAGGCAGCUGGAGGUGAUGCAGAUGGAGGAGGAGAUGAUGGGGACGAGGUGGUCCCACAGGUGGAUGCAUAUGAACUUCUGGAAGCCGUGGAAAUUCUUUCCAAACUUCCCAAAGACUUUUAUGACAAAAUAGAAGCCAAAAAGUGGCAAGAGAGGAAAGAAGCCCUAGAAGCUGUUGAAAUUCUGGUGAAGAAUCCCAAACUGGAAGCAGGAGACUAUGCAGAUUUGGUUAGAGUUCUUAAAAAGGUUGUUGGGAAGGACACAAAUGUUAUGUUGGUUGCUUUGGCUGCCAAAUGCCUUGCUGGUCUGGCUACUGGCCUCAGGAAGAAAUUUGGACAAUAUGCAGGACAUGUUGUUCCAACCAUCCUAGAGAAAUUUAAAGAGAAGAAGCCUCAAGUGGUGCAGGCACUACAGGAGGCCAUUGAUGCAAUCUUCCUUACUACCACAUUGCAGAACAUAAGUGAGGAUGUGUUGGCUGUAAUGGACAACAAAAACCCAACCAUCAAGCAACAGACCUCUCUCUUCAUUGCGAGAAGCUUUCGUCAUUGCACACCUUCUACCUUGCCAAAGAACCUGCUAAAACCCUUCUGUGCUGCUCUUCUCAAGCAUAUCAAUGAUUCUGCACCAGAAGUAAGAGAUGCUGCAUUUGAAGCUCUAGGGACUGCCCUGAAGGUAGCAGGAGAGAAAGCUGUGAACCCUUUCCUUACAGAUGUAGACAAACUUAAACUAGAUCGGAUUAAAGAGUGUGCUGAAAAGGUGGAACUGGCUUGUGGUAGGAAGGCAGGAGGAGCAGCUGAUAAAAAGGAAGGCAAAACUCUUCCUGGAAAGACCCCAGUUGUUUCAGGGGCUGCUGGAGACAAGGAUACAAAAGAGACUUCAGCUAAAUCAGGACCACCAAAAAAAGCACCUGUUGUCAAGCCUGGUGGACCACCCAAAAAAGGCAAACCAGCAGCAACUGCUGGUAUGGGAGGUGCUGGAACUAAAGGCAAGAAAGGACCUGAGACUAAAGAGAUAUUUGAGUCUGAGCUCUCGAUAGAAGUGUGUGAAGAGAAAGCUGCAGCUGUUCUCCCAGGCUCUUGCAUACAGCAGCUGGAUAGUGGUAACUGGAAGGAGAGGCUUGCCUGUAUGGAGGAGUUUCAGAAGGCUGUAGAACUAAUGGAAAAAAAUGAAAUGCCUUGCCAGGCUCUAGUGAGGAUGCUGGCCAAGAAACCUGGGUGGAAGGAAACCAACUUUCAGGUGAUGCAGAUGAAGCUUCACAUAGUUGCCCUGAUUGCACAGAAAGGAAACUUCUCCAAAACAUCAGCACAAAUUGUGUUGGAUGGUCUUGUGGACAAGAUUGGUGAUGUAAAAUGUGGGAGUAAUGCAAAGGAAGCUAUGACAGCAAUAGCAGAGGCAUGUCAGUUGCCGUGGACUGCUGAACAGGUUAUGGCCAUGGCUUUCUCACAGAAGAAUCCUAAAAACCAGUCAGAAACCCUGAACUGGCUCUCAAAUGCAAUUAAAGAGUUUGGCUUUUCUGGGUAAGUCUUGAAAUCUUUCAUUAGCAAUGUGAAAACAGCCCUUGCUGCCACUAACCCAGCUGUAAGGACCUCUGCUAUUACGUUGUUGGGAGUCAUGUAUCUCUAUGUGGGUCCCCCUCUGCGAAUGUUCUUUGAGGAUGAGAAGCCAGCUCUUCUCUCCCAAAUAGAUGCAGAAUUUGAGAAGAUGCAGGGACAAACAGCACCAGCCCCAACUCGAGGUGUUUCCAGGCACAGUGGUGGCAAUGGGGAUGAUGGUGAGGAAGAAGAGCAGGAGGAUGUAGGGAGUGAUGUUGUGGAUCUCCUUCCAAGAGCAGAUAUCAGUGAGAAGAUUACAGGUGACCUGGUGUCUAAGAUUGGUGACAAAAACUGGAAGAUCCGAAAGGAAGGUCUAGAUGAAGUGGCGAGCAUCAUUAAUGAUGCCAAGUUCAUACAGCCACAUAUAGGAGAACUUCCAACUGCUUUGAAGUCUCGCCUCAAUGACUCCAAUAAAAUCUUGAACAAUGUCCGUGCUACUGCACUAGCAACUGUGAAUGCAUGGGCAGAACAGACUGGCAUGAAAGAGUGGUUGGAAGGAGAGGACUUGUCAGAGGAGCUCAAAAAGGAGAAUCCUUUCUUAAGACAAGAGCUUCUGGGAUGGCUGGCUGAAAAGUUACCUACCCUCCGUUCAGUUCCUUCUGACCUGCUUUUAUGCGUGCCUCAUCUGUAUUCCUGUCUAGAGGAUCGCAAUGGGGAUGUGCGUAAAAAGGCCCAGGAUGCCCUGCCAUUCUUUAUGAUGCAUCUUGGUUUUGAGAAGAUGGCUAAAGCCACUGGCAAGCUGAAGCCAACUUCCAAAGACCAGGUCCUGGCCAUGCUUGAGAAAGCCAAAGCCAACAUGCCAGCCAAACCAGCUGCUCCUGCUAAGGCAUCUUCCAGGAUGGCAGGAGGAGCAGCACCAGCCAAAUUCCAGUCUACAUCAGCACCCACUGACGAUUCAGGGUCCAGCACCAUGGAGUAUAAGCCUGACCCAAAAAAGGCCAAAGCAGGAGGAGCUGCCUCUAAAGCCAAGGGUAUCCAAGGGAAGAAAGUACCAAGCAAACCUAACCUGAAGGAAGAUGAAGACAAAUCUGGUCCUAUUUUUAUCAUCGUCCCAAAUGGGAAAGAGCAGAGGAUGAGAGAUGAGAAAGGAUUGAAGGUGUUGAAAUGGAACUUCACUACUCCCCGUGAUGAAUAUAUUGAGCAGCUAAAGACUCAGAUGUCCAGCUGUGUUGCCAGAUGGCUACAGGAUGAGAUGUUUCAUGCAGACUUUCAGCACCACAACAAGGCAUUAACUGUUAUGAUCGAGCACUUGGAGAGUGAAAAAGAUGGAAUUAUUAGCUGCCUGGAUCUAAUUUUGAAGUGGCUUACACUGCGCUUCUUUGAAACCAACACAAGUGUUCUGAUGAAGGCCCUUGAAUACCUUAAAUUGCUUUUUACCUUGCUGAGCCAGGAGGAGUACCACCUUACUGAGAACGAAGCAUCCUCUUUCAUCCCAUAUCUUAUUUUGAAGGUUGGGGAACCAAAAGAUGUUGUUCGCAAGGAUGUGCGUGCCAUUCUGAACAGGAUGUGCCUCAUUUAUCCAGCCAGCAAAAUGUUCACUUUCCUUAUGGAGGGGACAAAGUCCAAAAACUCCAAACAGCGGGCAGAGUGCCUGGAAGAGUUGGGGUGUCUAGUUGAAUCCUACGGUAUGAAUGUCUGCCAGCCAACUCCAGGCAAAGCCCUAAAGGAGAUGGCAGCUCACAUUGGCGACCGGGACAACACUGUCCGCAAUGCCGCACUCAACACCAUCGUGACUGUUUACAAUGUGCAUGGAGACCAGGUGUUCAAGCUGAUUGGAAAUCUUUCUGAGAAAGACAUGAGCAUGCUGGAGGAGAGAAUAAAGAGGUCAGCCAAGAGACCAGCUGCUGCUCCAGCAAGGCAAGUAGAGGAAAAACCACAGCGUCUUCAGACCACCAGUGCCAAUACUAGCAUUCUGCGUAAGGGAUCAGCUGAGGACAUGUCCUCCAAACUCAGUCAAGCCCGCAACAUGAGUGGCCAUUCUGAGAUGAUGCAUGCAGUUCCACGGGAGUUCCAGCUGGAUCUAGAUGAGAUUGAGAAUGACAAUGGUACAGUCCGAUGUGAGAUGCCAGCACUUGUACAGCAUAAACUAGAUGACAUUUUUGAGCCAGUCCUGAUUCCGGAGCCCAAGAUCCGUGCUGUGUCCCCACACUUCGAUGAUAUGCACAGUAACACGGCUUCCACUAUCAACUUUGUCAUCUCCCAGGUAGCCAGUGGUGACAUCAAUACUAGCAUCCAGGCUCUGGCACAGAUUGAUGAAGUCCUCAGACAGGAGGACAAAGCAGAAGCCAUGUCUGGCCACAUUGACCAGUUCCUAAUAGCUACGUUCAUGCAGCUUCGACUGAUAUACAACACUCACAUGGCAGAUGAGAAGCUGGACAAGGAUGAGAUAGUCAAGCUUUAUAGCUGCAUCAUUGGGAACAUGAUCUCGCUAUUCCAAAUAGAGAGCCUAGCCCGGGAGGCCUCCACAGGAGUGCUAAAGGACUUGAUGCAUGGGCUUAUCACAUUGAUGCUGGAUUCACGAGUUGAAGACCUUGAGGAAGGUCAGCAGGUCAUACGAUCAGUCAACCUCCUGGUGGUGAAAGUUCUAGAGAAGUCUGACCAGACGAAUAUCCUGAGUGCCCUGCUUGUUCUGCUCCAGGACAGUCUGCUAGCAACAGCCAGCUCUCCCAAAUUUUCAGAGCUUGUCAUGAAGUGUCUAUGGAGAAUGGUACGGCUUCUGCCUGAAACGAUCAAUAGCAUCAACCUGGACCGAAUUCUGUUGGAUAUCCACAUUUUCAUGAAAGUCUUUCCCAAGGAGAAGCUGAAGCAGUGUAAGAGUGAAUUUCCCAUAAGGACACUGAAGACUCUGCUUCAUACCCUGUGCAAGCUGAAAGGGCCCAAGAUCUUGGACCACUUAACAAUGAUAGACAACAAAAAUGAGUCUGAGCUAGAAGCUCACCUGUGUAGGGUAAUGAAACACACUAUGGACCAAACUGGAAGCAAGGCUGAUAAGGACACAGAAAAAGGGGCUUCCCGCAUAGAUGAAAAGGCUUCAAAGGCCAAAGUAAAUGAUAUUUUAGCAGAGAUAUUUAAGAAGAUCGGGUCCAAGGAGAACACUAAAGAGGGCCUGGCAGAGCUGUAUGAAUACAAAAAGAAGUAUUCUGAUGCAGACAUUGAGCCCUUCCUGAAAAACUCAUCUCAGUUCUUCCAAAGCUAUGUUGAACGAGGCCUCCGGCUGAUUGAGAUGGAGCGGGAAGGCAAAGGACGCAUUCCAUCUUCUACAGGAAUUUCUCCUCAGAUGGAAGUAACAUGUGUCCCCACUUCCACCAGCACAGUGUCUUCAUCCAUAGGGAACACAAAUGGGGAGGAAGUGGGGCCUUCAGUCUACCUGGAAAGGCUAAAAAUCCUCAGGCAGCGCUGUGGUCUUGACAAUGCAAAGCAGGAAGACAGAGCACCUCUAACAUCGCUGCUUUCCAAACCAGCAGUCCCUACAGUUGCGUCCUCCACAGAUAUGCUCCACAGUAAGCUCUCGCAACUCCGUGAAUCACGGGAACAGUACCAACAUUUGGACCUGGACUCCAAUCAGACUCACUCCUCUGGCAUUGGAACCACCACAUCCUCCUCUUCCACAGCAGCCAAUAUUGAUGACUUGAAAAAAAGACUGGAGAGAAUAAAAAGCAGUCGCAAAUAAAGCUCCAUGAGGGACAUCAUGGCUGCAGCUUGAGCUGUCUUCAGCUUUAGUUUACUAAACUAGAAGUCUUCAUAGUUAAAGUGGCCUCAUUUAGGCCUAGUGUAUACAAACUGGUUUAUGUAUAAUACAGUGGAUUUUGGGGAGGAUCUGAGUCAUUGUGGCACAAGUAUUUGUACAUACUCUGCUUCUCAGUGAACAUCUCUUGACAAUAGAAGACUGUCUGUGUAUUAGUUUUAGUGUACAGACCUGUAAACAGCCAUCCUCCUGCUCAGACUAGUUUCUCAUAACUUGGGUUUUUAUUUGUAAAAUUGUCUUAAGAUCUUUUUCCUAGCUCUUAACUCCUAGAAGCUUUUUAGUGGUUUCACUUUUAAUUUUGUGAAUUCUUCUCCAUGUAAUCCUUGAACUGUUGAUUCUGUAUGGACGCAUGGCAUGAAGUAACUAAUUUAAGUGUCUUUUGUAAAUAAAGUUUGCAUUAACUAUACCAGUCUCUGUAGGAGCAGCAGCAACUGUUGGUGAGAAUAGAAGCCACUUGGUGUUGCUGGAUGCUAGUGCCUGGGCAUUUAUGAGCUGAAACCAGCUCUUGAUUUGAACCUUGGCAUUGGAAUGUAGCAUUGGGAAACUGGACUCCUGAGAAAAUAUGUCCUAUCUAGCCAUUGGAGGGAGCCCUGAGAUCUUGCAUUCCUUUUUAUCAGAAGUACUUUUGCUAUAUUAAUGCACUGCUUUUUGUUUACUCAGUGUUUUUUUGUAAAGAAGUUGAAAAAGAAUAGACCAACAAAUGUCUAGCAACCUAGUCGUUUGAAAUCUUUGGUCCCUGUGAAGCAGCUACCCAGAUCAAGCAGUCCCUUUGUGAAUAAGUCUGGUGAUGUGUCUGCCUUUUGCCUUUUCCAAAGGAAGGGGACUGGGUAACAUUUUCUGAGGCACAGAAAUGUUUAAGUAAGCAGUACCCUAGUUUCAGUGUAUGUAUUGGACUUCUUGCUCAGUGGUCUUCCUCAUAUAGCUCUCUUGAAAGCAGGUGGAUAUUGGCACACACAAUCAUUGAACUUACAAGCAUCUAACUUUGGCAGAUUCUAUCUUGGAUCUUUCUAAAUGAAGUGAUCAGAUAUUAUCUGGUAAUGUCAGUUUGUGAAAGUUGUGAUAAGAGAAUGUCCUUAGGCCACUCUGAAAAAUGCUUAAAUGUUCAAGACCUGGACUCAGCCUGCUGAUCACCUCUCUGGCGGGGAGGAUAGGGGGGUUGUCUUAUGUGCUGUUCAUGGAGUAUAAAUGUACGUCUGCUCCUGAGCAGUAAUCUCUGAGGUAUUCAAGAUCUUGUGACAUAAGAGACUUGCAUAGCAUCUUUUUAUUUUAGAGCCUAAACUCUUCCUUUUUUAAAAGUUCUGUUCUUACUAUCUCUUACCCAGACUAGCAGCUUCUGCCCCUAAUUCAGUCUUGGCU
Messenger RNA from Gavialis gangeticus (Gharial), 7551 nucleotides. RefSeq names its product cytoskeleton associated protein 5 (gene CKAP5). Lineage: Eukaryota; Metazoa; Chordata; Crocodylia; Gavialidae. Gene Ontology annotation, biological process: establishment or maintenance of microtubule cytoskeleton polarity; microtubule polymerization; mitotic spindle organization. Gene Ontology annotation, molecular function: microtubule plus-end binding; microtubule plus end polymerase activity. Gene Ontology annotation, cellular component: centrosome; spindle pole; microtubule plus-end. The record is from RefSeq and is a predicted model, not a curated record. The transcript has 43 exons.